AUGGAGACUCUGUUCUCCACUUCCACAUCAGUGGGCUGGAACACCUCCUUGGUGGCCGCCGGUGCAGGCGGCGAGAACGGGACGAUGGCAGGGCCGGUGCCCUCCCCAGGGGCCCGAGCCGUCGUGGUGCCAGUGCUCUACCUGCUGGUGUGCUCGGUGGGGCUGGGCGGCAACACGCUGGUCAUCUACGUGGUGCUGCGCCACGCCAAGAUGAAGACGGUCACCAACAUCUACAUCCUCAACCUGGCCGUGGCCGACGUGCUCCUCAUGCUGGGGCUGCCCUUCCUGGCCACACAGAACGCUGUCUCCUACUGGCCCUUUGGCCCUGUGCUGUGUCGCCUGGUUAUGACAUUGGACGGCAUCAACCAGUUCACAAGCAUCUUCUGCCUGACGGUCAUGAGCGUGGACCGCUACCUGGCUGUUGUCCACCCCAUCCGCUCCUCGCGGUGGCGUCGCCCACGGGUGGCCAAGCUGGCCAGUGCUGCGGUCUGGGCCUUCUCGCUGCUCAUGUCUCUGCCACUGGUGGUCUUCGCAGACAUCCAGGAGGGCUGGGACACCUGCAACCUCAGCUGGCCAGAGCCCGUGGGCCUAUGGGGCGCCAUCUUCAUCAUCUACACGUCUGUGCUAGGCUUCUUUGGGCCGCUGCUGGUCAUCUGUCUGUGCUACCUGCUCAUUGUGGUGAAGGUGAAGGCGUCAGGUGUGCGCGUGGGCUCCACGCGGCGGCGCUCGGAGCGCAAGGUGACGCGCAUGGUGGUCGUGGUGGUGCUGGUGUUCGUGGGCUGCUGGCUGCCCUUCUUCAUCAUCAACAUCGUCAACCUGGCCGUCGUCCUGCCAGAGGAGCCUGCCGCCGCCGGUGCCUACUUCUUCGUGGUCAUCCUGUCCUAUGCCAACAGCUGUGCCAACCCUGUGCUCUACGGCUUCCUCUCUGACAACUUCCGCCAGAGCUUCCGGAAGGUUCUGUGCUUCCGCAAGGGCUAUGGCACCGAGGAUGUGGAUGCCACGGAGCCACGGCUCGACAAGAGCAGCCGACCGCAGCAGGCCACACUGGCUGCACGCAGCUCUGAGGUCAACGGGCUCAUGCAGACCAGCAGGUUGUGA
Pteropus alecto (black flying fox) is the source of this 1098-nucleotide messenger RNA. RefSeq names its product somatostatin receptor 5 (gene SSTR5). The record is from RefSeq and is a predicted model, not a curated record. NCBI's taxonomy places the organism in Eukaryota, Metazoa, Chordata, Mammalia, Chiroptera, Pteropodidae. Gene Ontology annotation, cellular component: membrane; neuron projection. The coding region runs from base 1 to 1098 and encodes 365 amino acids. Gene Ontology annotation, biological process: regulation of insulin secretion; neuropeptide signaling pathway; cellular response to glucocorticoid stimulus. Gene Ontology annotation, molecular function: somatostatin receptor activity; neuropeptide binding. The transcript has a single exon.